This is a messenger RNA of Oryctolagus cuniculus (rabbit), 3728 nucleotides long. It is a transcript of the gene VPS33A, whose product is annotated as VPS33A core subunit of CORVET and HOPS complexes. The record is from RefSeq and is a predicted model, not a curated record. Gene Ontology annotation, biological process: vesicle-mediated transport. Lineage: Eukaryota; Metazoa; Chordata; Mammalia; Lagomorpha; Leporidae.
GGUGCGUGCGCCCGGCGCUCUGAGGGGCCCGACGCCGUUGGAGUCGGGGGCGGGGCGGGGGGAACAUGGCGGCGCACCUGUCCUACGGGCGAGUGAACCUGAACGUGCUGCGCGAGGCAGUGCGCCGCGAGCUGCGCGAGUUCCUGGACAAGUGCGCGGGAAGCAAGGCAAUAGUUUGGGAUGAGUACUUAACAGGACCAUUUGGCCUGAUUGCACAGUACUCACUACUGAAGGAACAUGAAGUAGAAAAAAUGUUCACACUUAAAGGAAGUCGUUUGCCAGCAGCUGAUGUCAAGAAUAUUAUUUUCUUUGUCAGACCCCGGCUAGAAUUAAUGGAUAUCAUCGCUGAAAAUGUGCUCAGCGAAGACAGACGUGGCCCAACCAGAGACUUCCACAUCUUGUUUGUGCCACGCCGGAGCUUGCUGUGCGAACAGCGGUUGAAGGACCUGGGUGUUCUGGGCUCUUUUAUUCACAGGGAGGAGUACAGCUUAGACCUCAUCCCAUUCGAUGGGGAUCUCUUAUCCAUGGAGUCAGAGGGCGCGUUCAAAGAGUGCUACCUGGACGGUGACCAGACGAGCCUGUACCAUGCGGCCAAGGGGCUGAUGACCCUGCAAGCUCUGUACGGAACCAUCCCCCAGAUCUUCGGGAAAGGAGACUGCGCUCGGCAAGUGGCCAACAUGAUGAUCCGGAUGAAGAGAGAGUUCACUGGAAGCCAAAAUUCAGUAUUUCCUGUUUUUGAUAACCUGCUGCUGCUUGAUCGGAACGUGGACUUAUUAACACCUCUCGCCACUCAGCUUACGUAUGAAGGACUCAUCGACGAAAUUUACGGCAUUCAGAACAGUUACGUCAAGUUGCCGCCCGAGAAGUUUGCCCCCAAGAAGCAGGGCGAUGGCAAGGACCUCCCCGCCGAGGCCAAGAAGCUGCAGCUGAAUUCUGCCGAGGAGCUCUACGCCGAGAUCCGGGACAAGAACUUCAACGCGGUGGGCUCGGUGCUCAGCAAGAAAGCCAAGGUCAUCUCGGCGGCCUUCGAGGAGCGACACAACGCCAAGACCGUGGGGGAGAUCAAGCAGUUCGUCUCCCAGCUGCCACACAUGCAGGCGGCAAGAGGCUCCCUGGCAAACCACACCUCGAUUGCGGAGCUGAUCAAAGACGUCACCACUUCUGAAGACUUCUUUGAUAAAUUAACAGUGGAACAGGAGUUUAUGUCUGGAAUAGAUACUGAUAAGGCCAACAGCUACAUCGAGGACUGCAUUGCCCAGAAGCACCCGUUGGUCAAGGUGUUAAGGCUGGUUUGCCUGCAGUCCGUGUGCAAUAGUGGACUCAAACAGAAAGUUCUGGAUUAUUACAAACGAGAAAUUCUCCAGACUUACGGCUACGAGCACAUCCUGACCUUGCACAACCUGGAAAAGGCCGGCCUGCUGAGACCGCAGACGGGAGGCAGGAACAACUACCCGACCAUCCGGAAGACGCUGCGCCUCUGGAUGGAUGACGUCAAUGAGCAAAACCCUACUGAUAUAUCCUACGUGUACAGUGGUUACGCGCCGCUCAGCGUGCGGCUGGCCCAGCUGCUGUCGCGGCCCGGCUGGCGCAGCAUCGAGGAGGUCCUCCGCAUCCUCCCGGGGCCCCACUUCGAGGAGCGGCAGCCCCUGCCCACAGGGCUGCAGAAGAAACGUCAACCAGGAGAAAACCGAGUCACCCUGGUGUUCUUCCUCGGGGGUGUGACCUUCGCUGAGAUCGCGGCGCUGCGGUUCCUCUCCCAGCUGGAGGAUGGAGGGACGGAGUACGUCAUCGCCACCACGAAGCUAAUGAACGGCACCAGCUGGCUGGAGGCUCUGAUGGAGAGACCGUUCUAGCGCGUGCAGGAAACCCUUUUUGAAGAAGUUGCAGAGAGGAAAUGAAACCCCGUGGAAGAAAACAGGAACACAGCACUUACUUUGGGGCCAGCUUCCUCCGUUAUACUACUGCGUAUUCCUUCCUGCUUCUCUCUUUAUAUUCCUAAUUUCUUGAAGAAAGAAGAAUAGGAAGGAAAAGAAAUAGAAGGUAAAAGAGAAAUUGAGUUUGCAUUUUCCCAGCUGAGGGUCUUCAGUAGAGGUGGCUGGAAAUACGGGAGGGGGGUAGCGAGAGACGGCCCCUGGGCUGCAGGCAGGCUGCACGCAGGGGCCCGGGUGAAAGUGAGAUUCAGAGUGGAAGGGCCACCCCAGCACACAGCGCUGUUCGGGCAAGAGCUCCUCCUGCACUGGGCAGAGUUCCCUCGGGCGGCACACUGUAUGCCGUGUCGCCAGUCUCUGUCGUGUCCUUCUGAGAAAGCAAGCUGCGUGUCCGGAGGUUAAACUCAAGAACAUGGUGCUGAGGGAGCAGCUUUCUGCGAUGCCACCGUCCAGUGAGGCGCGAUGUUGCCUCCGGAACUGGGCGUGGCAGGUGCCUCUGCUGAGCCUUCAGUCCUUCUCUGUGUCCAUCCAUCCUGGGCCCAGUGUCCAGCUCGUCCCUCCCUCAACAGGGAUGACUCUUGCUGCUUCAGCGCCUGGCAGGUCCGUCUCCCUGGUAACCACCUCCUGCCUUUCUCCCCACAUCCAUUGGCUUGUAAACAUCCAGCCCAGUGUUUCCGUCCCUGGUCUGGUGACCUCAGCUUCUGCUAUGCGUCCCCUCCGUGACCUUGGAGUUCAGCAGCUCCUGCUCCUGCUGCAGGAGACUCUUAGGCUGUGGUUGAGAGUGGGGUUGGUGGAGUGUUGGAAUCCAUUGUGUGUCCCUACCUCCCUCCUGCUCCACAGCAGGGACUGGAGGAGUGAAGAGCACGGAGAAGGGGGCCACGCUGAUGGCCCCUGCCCACGUCCCCAGAACCAGGUGGGCCUUUGCACAUUAUGCCCCUCAUCAGAACCACGUGAUUUCCCCUGCCUUUGCAUGGGUGGAGUUCUGAUGAGUGCACUACACUGCAUCUGAUGAGUAGGACAGAAGUUCUGUGUUUCUUAAGCUUUAUUUAUUGGUUUGAAAUGCACAGUGACAGAGAGAAGGAACAUUAGAGAAAGAUCUUCCAUCUGCUGGUUCGCUCCCCAAAUGCCUGCAAGAGCAAGGGCUGGGCCAGGCUGAAACUAGACCAUUUGGGUCUCCCACAGGGGUGGCAGGACUGCAAGUACUUGGGCCGUCACCAUCUGCUGUCUCCCAGGUGCCUUAGCAGGAACCUGGAUCCCAAGUGGGGAUGGCACUCAGUCCCAGGCACUCUGACAUGAGAUGCGGGGUGACCAAAGGGGUGGCUUAACUUCAUCUCAAAGCUCGCCCCAUGUUGUUUUUGUUUUUUGUUUUUAAUCACUUUAUUAUAAGAAUGAAGUGUGGUGGAGGUAAUAUUUAAAAUAUGAGCUUCUCAUGAAAUUAAUUUGGCUUUGACAUUUAGUAUUUGGACAUGCCAAACUGUUUCUAAAAUGGAAAACCAUUCUUUAGGAAAGCCUAUUUCCAAUACUUGCUCUCCCAGGGAGAUUCGUCUAUGCUUCCAGCCUCAGCUGCUUUAGAGGAUAAAGCCCGCCUUGUCCCUCGGUGUGUUUGGCUCGUGGGAUUCAGCGCAAGUCUGCUCAGGCCUCCCUCUGUCCUGUGAACAGAUGCCAGCUGCAGCCUCGUGUGUCCCCGCUCACUGGGGGCUCCGCGUGUUCGCUCAGUCAGCUCCAAAGUGCACGCGGCACAGAAGGAAUGAGGCAGUUGCUUCAUCUGUAUGUAAAUACAGAGUGGAAAGUUAACUAUUA